Ricinus communis (castor bean) is the source of this 1801-nucleotide messenger RNA. RefSeq names its product heparan-alpha-glucosaminide N-acetyltransferase. The transcript has 14 exons. The record is from RefSeq and is a predicted model, not a curated record. Lineage: Eukaryota; Viridiplantae; Streptophyta; Magnoliopsida; Malpighiales; Euphorbiaceae. Bases 216 to 1505 code for a protein of 429 amino acids.
CUUCCGCCAUCUAAGAGUCUGUGCCUGUCCAAACUCAACCUCCUCAGUCCUUAUUAUUCAACUCCUUGUCUUACUUCAUGUUAGAAGGAAAAAUAAACAGACGAAAAGCUACAAACAAAGCCAGCCCUUUCCUUUCUUCGUCUUCUUCUUCUCUUGCAUAAGAAAAAGCCAUUUCAUGAUUAACCAAGAGAGCUUCUCUUUUACUUUUCUAUAAAAUGGCAGACUUUCAUGAGCCCUUACUGGGUGUACAAGAACCUCCUCUUUCCAAUACAAAAUCCCCACGUGUCUCUUCUCUUGAUGUCUUUCGUGGUCUCUGCGUCUUUCUUAUGAUGCUUGUUGAUUAUGGAGGCUCGAUUUUCCCAAUCAUUGCUCAUUCUCCAUGGAACGGCCUUCACUUGGCAGAUUUUGUUAUGCCUUUCUUUCUUUUUAUAGCUGGUGUUUCUCUUGCACUUGUCUACAAGAAAGUAACAAAGAGAAUAGAUGCGACAUGGAAAGCCAUGCUUAGGGCAGUAAAACUAUUUUUCCUGGGUGUGUUUCUUCAAGGCGGCUAUUUUCAUGGAAUUAAUUCCUUGACGUAUGGUGUUGACAUUGAAAGAAUACGCUGGUUUGGCAUUCUGCAGAGAAUAUCUAUUGGAUACAUUGUUGCGGCUUUAUGUGAGAUUUGGCUUUCGCGUCGAACACAGAGCCAGAGGGAAAUAGGUUUCUUCAAGAAUUAUUAUUGGCAUUGGGUUGUGGCAUUUUCAUUGUCUGCAGUUUACCUGGGAUUAUUAUAUGGUUUAUAUGUUCCAGAUUGGCAAUUUGAGAUGUCCAAUGCAGCUUCUUCUGCGCUUCCAAUCAAUGGCAGCAAUGUUUAUAUGGUCAAAUGUUCUGUAAGAGGUGAUCUUGGACCUGCAUGUAAUUCAGCUGGAAUGAUUGAUCGCUAUGUUCUUGGUUUUGAUCACCUGUACACAAAACCUGUCCACAGAAACCUAAAGGAAUGUAAUAUGACAAACGGCCAAGUCUCAGAGAGUUCACCUUCAUGGUGCCAUGCUCCUUUCGAUCCUGAAGGUCUUCUAAGCUCCUUAACAGCUGCAAUAACCUGCAUAAUUGGACUUCAAUGUGGUCACGUUCUUGCUCACAUACAGUCACAUCUGCAUUACACAAAUGCUUUACAGGAGCACAAGGGGCGUAUUGAAAGCUGGUCCUUGUUCUCAGCUUCACUUCUUCUUCUUGGUUCAGUCCUCGCCUUUAUAGGUAUCCCUGUGAAUAAAUCUCUCUAUACAAUUAGUUAUAUGCUAAUUACCUCUGCAUUAUCUGGCAUCACAUUUUGUGCCUUAUACUUGCUGGUGGAUGUUUAUGGUUACAGACGUGUGACAUUUCCAUUGGAGUGGAUGGGAAAACAUUCCUUGAGUAUCUUUAUUCUUGUAACUUCAAACAUACUUAUUAUAGCCAUUCAGGGAUUUUACUGGAAGAAUCCUGAAAAAAACUUAAUUCACUUGAUCGUUACAUGCUUUGUGCACAGAUGAUAAUCAUUUCACGGUUCCCUUUGCACAGGUGUACAGUAUCAAGUGCCAAGGGAAAAAGAUAAUGCUGUCAAAGAAGCCAUCAUUGAAGCAUGAUUUGAUGACAGAAUGAUCACUCUAUGAAGGUCCCUGAAGCAGUUUUAGUUUGGAUACGAGCAACACAACGUUAUGGAAGAGUGAUUCAAAUGAUGCUCUCAUAAGAUUCUUGUUAUGUUAUGAGCAAACAUUUGCAGUUUUACUCAACUUAAUGCAAGGAACUGCAUUUAAAAUUAAUCAAUUGAAGCACUAAAUCAUGGCUA